Molecule: messenger RNA, 1137 nt
Organism: Diaporthe batatas
Lineage: Eukaryota; Fungi; Ascomycota; Sordariomycetes; Diaporthales; Diaporthaceae
Exons: 4
Coding region: 1-1137 (378 amino acids)
Source: RefSeq, a predicted model, not a curated record
AUGGCUACUGUCUGCACUAGCCGAUCGCGACUGCGUAACGACCGCUGGUCCCUCUUCCUUCGCCAGAAGCAUCUCCAGGACCAGCUCCGGAGGCUCAAAAAUGAUUUCAAAAAUUGCCACUGCUCAUAUGGAUGCCUAGGAGGUGCACAGAGCCAUGUCCCGGUGGCUCCUACAGCCAUACCCGCCCAGACGCAGCCCUUGCACGGCCCGUAUGUGGCUGCGGAUAGUGCAUUGCCUCGCACACGUGCCAGACCACAAGAGCGGAGACAUCCCAGCACUGUGGUCAUAGCUGAGGCACGAGGGACAUCAGACAUACUGCUUCACCGCAGCAGAACCAGAGCUACACUACGCAUGUCGCUGCAGGUCUACAUAGACCCGACGCCCACGGGAAGGACGGGUUACUUCGGGGAAAUGUUCCUCACACGCCCGGGGCAGGAAGAGCAAUUCAUAGGCUUUAUUCACGCCUGGUGGGUGGACCGAAGUUCGGAUGAUUGGAUAGAUCUAUUGCUGGGCGACUUUGGUGAGCGGUUUAACGACGACGUGCCCUUCUCAGAUAUGCGAAUCUUCUUCAGCAGGCUCUUCGCACGGGGGGACCUAGAUGAGGAGAUCACCGCAGACCAAGAUGGGAUGAUCCUCCCGCGCCCUUCAAUUCAGAGGGGCUUUACCGCACCCUGGGCGAGCCUUCAUGGCAAUACUGACAUCGUCUAUAUACCUAUGAUAUGGUUGGAUGACAACGUCACAGGACAGCGUAUCAUCGACCAAGGCUUCGAUUUGUUUUAUAGGCUAAUGGCGGGCGGGACACUACCAGAACAUACUGUAGUCCUCCUGGAGCCGGGCCUACUGGGACCGGCGUAUCGCAGCCAAUGGGCCUCUUCGGCAAAUCCGGGUGUGACAAUGCCAUUGGACGAGAGGGCGAGGGCUAUAGGACGGGCAUACGAGAGGAACGGAUUCAUGUACUUGGACCAAGGGGACCCGGAUGAAGAAUUAAUGGGUCGCAGGGUCGACCACAGGGACCACCCCGCGGCCCCUGGCGACGUGGCCAUCGCUCCUCCGGACCCGCCUGACACAGACCUCGGGACUCCAUCACCGGAACGAGUUCGGAGUAGUACUGGAACACGGAAAUUAAUAGUAUUUUAA